This is a messenger RNA of Acanthaster planci (crown-of-thorns starfish), 3037 nucleotides long. RefSeq names its product inhibitor of growth protein 5-like. NCBI's taxonomy places the organism in Eukaryota, Metazoa, Echinodermata, Asteroidea, Valvatida, Acanthasteridae. Gene Ontology annotation, cellular component: nucleus. The record is from RefSeq and is a predicted model, not a curated record. Gene Ontology annotation, biological process: regulation of DNA-templated transcription.
CAGCGAUCCAAGGAGCUGAGUUAAUAAGCGGGAAAAAUUACCACCAUGGCGACUGCAUUGUACUUGGAACAGUAUCUCGAUAGUAUUGAAAACUUGCCUUUUGAGCUUCAGAGGAAUUUUACUCUGAUGCGAGACCUGGAUCAACGAGCUCAAGAUUUGUCUCGCGAUAUCGACAGAGAGACAGGGUCGUACAUCAGUUCCGUCAAGAGUUGGGCACCAGAGCAGCGAGUAGAAGCUUUGAAGAGAAUUGACAAAGCCUUUGCAAAGAGCCGAGAGUUCAAUGAUGACAAAGUCCAACUGGCAAUGCAGACCUAUGAAAUGGUCGACAAGCACAUCCGGAGGUUGGAUGCAGAUUUGGCCCGGUUCGAACAAGAGUUGAAAGAGAGAAAUAUUGAGCAGACAUCGGAAUAUGACAGUUCCUCAGGAAGGGACAACAAAAAGAAGGGACGAGGGAGAGCAGCAGAAAAAUCCGCCAAGAAAAGCAAGAAAGGCCGCGUUUCUGAUGAUGAAACUCCCAAACAGUCGAGGAAGAAAAUGAAAUCAGCUGCAGGCCAAGCUGUAGCGCCCAUUUUGACCUUACCCACCGUGAUGAAUUCUCCAUCAGACGUUCUAGACAUGCCAGUUGACCCCAACGAGCCUACAUAUUGUCUGUGCCAUCAGGUGUCUUACGGCGAGAUGAUAGGUUGCGAUAACCAAGAUUGUCCGAUUGAAUGGUUCCACUUUGCUUGCGUUGGACUGACAGCUAAGCCCAAGGGCAAAUGGUUCUGCCCGAGGUGUAUGCCCGACAAGAAAAAGAAAUGACGCUUUGUCAGAGAAAACCUAGCUGACAUGUGAACAUACAUUGUCCCCGAGGCACUGUCACCUUUCCCACUGAGGAAAAUUUGUAAAGAACAGCUUUGAAUGUGUAGAUACAUUCCAUGACAUCACAUGUAUUUGGAGCCUGUUGUGUGCAAAUAAACAGUUGUGCACAACUUGGAUAGAUUGCAUAUGAAAUAAUGGAAUUGUUAUUUCAGACGAUUUUGUAAUGAUUGUUACUGUACCACAAAUUUUACCUCAAAUUAAAAUGUGUCUGACAGAAGUUCACAGUGAAAGCAAACUGUAUCCGCUGCAAUUCUCAACCCCUAUAAUUUUACUCCUUUGAUAUCCCAGCUUAUGUUGGAAACAUGUUUUCGUGUUUGUUCAUGUAUCAAGAGUUGAUAGGGUCUGAAGAUAUAAAGUCAACAAUCUUAUGGCAAGUCAAUCUUUAUCUGAUGUCGUCUACUGUAUUGUACAUAGUUAUUUGGUUAAAGCACAGCCCUAAGAAUAAAAAGUCAGUAAGUUCAAGCAGUUCAAUACUACAGAUCAACUUCAAGAGAUUGCUUUGCAGAGGCCAUAUGGAUUACUUUAUCUGUGAACAUUUGUCAAGGUUCCUUAUUAAGCCUGGGGUAUAUCUCCCAAAAUUGGAUUAAUCAGUGGGUGAAAAGUACUACAAAACCUCAACUAAAACCAGUGACUUAUCCUGGCUUAGACAUGUUUCCAAACAAAGCUCACACAUCCAUCCUGUGGCAGCAAAAUAUGGUAGUCUUCUGCCUGUACAAGUCGAUGGCAGUUUUGAAAAACUACCAAUAAAAGAUGGGUGACCCAACCAGCCGUACAUUUGCUAUACCUGUUCAUUGAGAAUUGCUUAAGAAGUAUGUUCUAUUUCCAAAAGUUAACUUUAGGGUUUAGUUAUAAAUACUUUGUUUUUCAUUUAGCAAGAUCAGCAUUGAACUGCAUUUUGAUAUUUGUGAACACGUUCUGAGUUGUAGAGGUUGAUUUAGCAAAGCACGUAUUCAUGCGUGUUGCGUUUUAUUGUUUGGGCACAUUGUUUGUACUCUUGAUCCAUUCCUGACAACAUAAAUCCCUUCAACCCUUUGUCACAUUUUUUAAAAACCUUCGGAUGGGAUUGUAAAAUUCAAUUAUGUUCAUUUCAUCUUCUCUCAAAUUUGAGUUUUAUUGUAAAUACCAUUAAAAAAGUUAUUUUUUUAAAUCCCAGUUGAAAUGAAAAGUAAGCAUGGCAUCUUUGCUCUGCUUCAAGAAUAUUUCGUACAGUUAUCAAAAAGUGUAAAUAAUUGAGUAUAUUUUUAGUUACAAACAUGUAAGAGGUUACAUUAGUGUUGAUUUGAUUAAGUGUUGAUGUUAUUGUACUACUCAGUAUUUGAUUGUGGAGAGGAAUACAUGUACAUGUAUUUGAUUUCUUUUUUUAUGACACCAAAUAUAUGAGAGGCGCCAAAGUGUAGAGAUGGCUAGCUAUACAGUGUAAUUUUUUAUAGGGCUGUUCUGGUCAUGUACUUGCUUCCAGAGCAGUUUGACAAAUGCUGAUGUUUUAACUGGCGAUUUUGCAUUCAGUUAAGUACUUUACUGUUCAAAAUUGGAAACCGUGCAGAAAAGAAGUUAUGCAUGAAUGUGACCACACACUGGAGUAAAUAUUUUUGAUGAUGCCUGAUGGGAAAGGAAUGAUGCUUACUUUGUAAUGAAGCAGUCUCAAAUCUUGUUGCAUAACAGUUUUGAUGUUCCAGUGAUUACAGAAUUGGAGUACAUGUAUUGACUUUGUAACUAUGGCCGCUUUCCAAAUUUGGGCUGCAUUUUCCAUCUUUGUCUAUGCUCUAAAGUCAAUUACAAACAGUUGCUGCUGGAAUCAAAUCUGAAAACAUAUUCUCCAAACAGUGACUACAUUUUAAAUAAUUUGUUGUGUCUGCUGCCGAAAUGAAGCAUUGACCUCAGUAACAAUCCAGACUUGAUGUGGAAAUUUUUUACAUCAGAGGACGAGUGAGGGACACAUUUUGUUGGUAUUGGUGGAAUCUGAGACUGGCUGCUUUUCAGCCAUGGUUGAAUCCAGGACUAGACUGAUUUGAAUCACACAAGUUGAUUGCGAUUGUUUUUUUAUGUAUUAAGAAUGCACAGAGCUGAUGUUUGUUUCUCAAGUGAAUUGUAUUCUAUUCAGUGGACUGAAUAUUGUCAAGUUUGACUUGGUGGCUUGAUUGUGAAAGAGGGUGCAAUAAAAAGACACAUUUUGUAG